AUGGCUGCCCCUUGGUGUGCGGACGAGCCGGCCAGCGAUAUAAGUGUGCCUCCGCUGAAGCUCUUUGUGGAUCUCGACAUCUUCAUGGACGAGCAAGUCGCCCAGUACCCGGGUUUUCUGCCGGCGACCGUGUUUCGGAGAAUCAGGCAAGACAAACAGGAGAUUGACCCAUAUCUGCGGAGCGCACUGCACGCCUACAUCGCCCGGUGGCUCCCGCUCUUCGUGCGCACGGAAUCCGGAGGCAGGCAUUCGGGGCUGCCCUUUGACGAAAUCAACCGGUCAUGCUGGCGCACGGCGAGGAAGGACAUGCUCCAGGCCAUCAACGUGCCCUCAUACCAAGCGGUGCUGGCGUUGUACCUGUACGCCCAGACUCCCGUGCCGCUGGGCAUCUCGCCGGAGGAGGAAUCGGACGGCAUGAACGGCGUGGUCUGCGGCAAGACCGCGCUGCUCCACGUCCAAAUCCUCCGCGAGCGCCUGGUUUGCCAAUUCACCGGCUCGGAGAUCUCGGCCCGGUCGGACGCGUCGCCGAAUCACAACAACACCGACCAACAAACCGCCGCCAGCCCGAAGCCCCUUCGCACGGAGGAAUACCUGAACCUCGCAGACCGGGCGUACUGGGCGAGCAUCACCUGGGACACGUUGGAUUCGAUGACGUUCAGUUUCCGAUCGACCUUGUUUUCGGGCCUGGAAGGCGCGUACAGUGAGCCCGUGUGGCAACGGGCCCGCUCCUUCUUGGUCGAUUCGUUCCACGAGCGGACUCACGACUGGCGCCUUCCAGGUUUCCGGGUUUCGUCGGACGUCGCGCCUCAGAUCACGUCGGCGGCGUCCGUGUGCACAAUAUACACGUGGAUGAUCAUCGCCAGUAUUAGGGAGGCGCUGAGAGAAGGCGUUACCCGGGCCGGCGUCCAGUUCGAGUGGAAUCACCUGCUCGACGCCGUCCGCGUCUUCAAGACGACCAUUCUGCCGAUCGUGCGCAAUUGCGAGAACCAGCUGCACUUCCUGGGGCAGGUCGACCGACUCCACUGGUACGAGACCAUGCUGCUCUACUACCUGGGCAUAUUGAUCCUCACCGACGCCGUCGAGGCCGCCCAUCAGUCGCACCUGCUGUGGGAAGUGGAGCAGCUGAGUCUCUGGGCCGAGCACGAAUGCUUCAACGUCCUGAAAUUCGGCCUCGAAAGCACAUAUAUUCUUAGGCGGAGCCGCCAACAGCACCCCUCCUCCAACAGUGCUGCUGAAACCGAACUUCCUGCACAGUCGCUGACGGUCUCCUUAGUCGCAAUCGAUCCUCAUCCGCAACACGUGAUUUUUGCGAUCAUGCUGAUGGGCAAAGACUUCCGACAUCAAGGGGUGGAGGAGCGCGAGGCACAGGUGGCGGAAAACCAGGAUUGGCUGAAAUUGUGGAAAUUCACCAACGCGAUUCUCGGCACAGACGACGAGGGUUGGGUGCCUCCUCGGCUGGCCUUCGAAAUGGUGCAGGCGAAAGAGAGGGAAGUCUUCGGAGUCCAUCAACAGGGACAAACCCCAGGAGCAUCGGAAGAAGAAGCAAGGAAACUCUGGUUCUACAAGUAG
Fonsecaea multimorphosa CBS 102226 is the source of this 1569-nucleotide messenger RNA. RefSeq lists its product as uncharacterized. NCBI's taxonomy places the organism in Eukaryota, Fungi, Ascomycota, Eurotiomycetes, Chaetothyriales, Herpotrichiellaceae. The record is from RefSeq and is a predicted model, not a curated record. Bases 1 to 1569 code for a protein of 522 amino acids. The transcript has 3 exons.